CGAGGGCUACAGCCAUGCUGAGUGAGGCGGCUGGGCAAUCCGAUGUGCGAAGUUCCAAGGCGUUCACUGCGUCACUACAACCCGCGCCUUGGAAAGUUGCCAAAGUCCCAGAAAAAAUCGGCCAGCGAUGCGCUGGCGAUUCUUCGAGAAAUGCAGCAGGUGGUUGUUCGAACUGAUGAGAUAAGUCUGAACUCUGCAAUCAGUGCCUGCGGUGCUGUGUGGUGGCAGUCCCUUCAAUUGUUGUGGGACAUGCCACAGCUGGAUCUGCGUCGAGACGUCCGAAGCUUCGCCAUGCCAAAGUCCAUGCCAUGGGCAACGAGCGUCCAAUUGCUGCUGACCAUGGAGAAGGUGCAGAUCCCUCCCAAUCAGAUCACCUUCAGUGCCAUCCUUCCCGCCCAACACUGGCACUGUGCCCUGGACCUCUGCAUGGCCAGCCUACAGUCAGACAUCGUAAUGGACAGGGUCACCUUCGAGGCAGUCAUCAGGAGCUGUGGCCAACAUUGGCCGCGGAGCCAUGCCCUACUGAUGUCCAUGCGUGUCCAGAUUGUUUCAGCAAAUCGUAUGACAUACAACUCGAUCCUGAAUAGCCUCAAGGGUCACUGGGAACUUGCUCUGAGAAUUCUUGAGGCAAUGCCAUCUUUGGAAGUCCAGCCAGACACAGUUAGCUACAGUCUUGGGGCCACAGAGUGGCGAUGGGCGAAUGCUCUGAUUCAAGCAAUGCCUUCACGCUCGCUGCGUGUUGAUGCCUUGGGACUUCGUCAGGCUGCCAUGUCAGGCCCUUGGCGACCUGCUUUGGAGUUGCUGCAAUCUCUACCAGAGGACUCGCAGGUUGCAUUGUCGGCAAGCUAUGCCUCUGUUCUCCUGUGGCAGCAGGCCCUGGCAGUUUCUGAGUCUCAGGUAUUGGGGUUCAACUUGCUCCUAAAAUCCAUGGAUGGAGCGCAAUGGCAAAGUGCCAGCCAUAUUCUCCUGCAAAUGGCAUCGUCACAAGUGCAGGCAAACAUGGUGACUUACAACACGUUCUUGAGCACACUCAGUUGGCAGCAGGCACUGGUGUGGCUCCAGCGCUUAAGCAUCGAUCAAACUAUCAACUUUGACUUGGUGACAUUCGGCACCAUCAUUCGCAGUUGCGCAGAUGGUCAGCAAUGGAGGUGGGCCCUGCAUUUCCUACACUGCAUCGGCACGGCUCGGCUGCAGUGUAGCCUGGUGCUUUGCAACGCAGCGCUGUCCGCCUGCGCUUGGCACCGGAGCCUCUGGCUGCUGAAGGACCUGUGGAAUCAGCAGCUGGUGCCAGAUGUGGUGAGUAUCAACACAGUUCUGAACUCUUUCAGCUCGGAUUCCUCCGCGGCAACUGGACUUAGACCCUGGCAACUGGCUGUUCAGCUAAUUGGCACAGCUUUUCUGGGGCUCAGGUUGGAUGACACGAGCCUCACCAUGUCCAGCAUGGCUUUGUCUCGUGCCACGCAGUGGUGCCGGUCCUUGCAGUCCUUGGACCUGGGCAGUGCAAGGCUGCGGCAUGUGGCUAUGGGUGCCUGUGAAGGCCUGGGACGAUGGCGGCAUGCCUUGCGACUUUUGCCACAGGACAGCACAGAGGUGUCCUUCAACACGGGCAUCAGCGCCUGUGAAAAGGGUGGUGCCUGGCAAAGCAGUUUGCAGCUGCUGCAGAUGAUGUCAGCUGUGCGAUUGGUGCCUGAUGUGAUCGGUUUCAGCAGUGCAAUCAGCGCCAGCGAAAAACGGCACCAAUGGCGUGUUGCAGUUCGGCUUCUCGAGGUGAUGCUGGUAGCUGAAGUCCUCCCUAAUAUCAUCAGCUAUAACAGUGCCCUGCGAGCCGUGCAAUCCGCGCAUUGGCCAAUUGCGUUGAUCUUGUUCGAGAGCAUGGUCCGAAACAGGAUGCAUAACCUCAUCGGCUCCAACAGCGCUCUUCUGGCUUGUGAGCAAGGAUCCUGUUACCGCCUGGCAACCGUCCUCCUGAACACUGACCUGCCUAGACUGUGCUUCCAAAUGAUGGCGGCUCGAAGCGAGUGCCCAGCGAAGCAAACAGCGCUUGUUCGGAGCGAAACCGGAGAAUUUUAAGAUAUUUC
Molecule: messenger RNA, 2078 nt
Organism: Cladocopium goreaui
Lineage: Eukaryota; Dinophyceae; Suessiales; Symbiodiniaceae
Source: the annotation of a GenBank genome assembly